Gryllus bimaculatus (two-spotted cricket) is the source of this 297-nucleotide messenger RNA. NCBI's taxonomy places the organism in Eukaryota, Metazoa, Arthropoda, Insecta, Orthoptera, Gryllidae. The record is from the annotation of a GenBank genome assembly.
AUGCGGUCGGCGAGGGCGUCUGGAGAGAUGAAGAGCCUCGCUGCUGUCUACGAAGAUAAGGAAAAUUGUGUGAGAGGAGAGGCCGUGACAAUCUGUGUCUGUAUCUGUUGGAGUAUGGACCCUCGUUGCCAUCAGCUUGGAGCGUUAUUUUGCCAUCUGCCGACCUCUCAAGUCUCGACGCUGGCAAACGCAGUUCCACGCUUACAAAAUGAUCGCCUUUGUGUGGAUUGGCAGCUUGCUCUGGAACAUGCCGAUCCUGGUCGUGUCACGCUUGAAGGCUAUGAGAGAGAAAGGUAA